GUAUCAGCUCUGCGCAGGGAGGAGAGGAUUAGCUCAGCCACUCAUCUCAUCUGCAUUUACGCUUCUAGGGAAGCACAUGAGCAUCCAAGGCUGCACCCCUUUUGUAUAAAACCUGGCACUCCAAUCAUAGAGGCUGCACUUGAUCUGCUGUUACUGCCGUGUGAAGAUACAAAGACGACAAUUUGUUUCUUAUUUAAAGGUAUUUUUUGCACACUUUUUCAUUAUACACUAAAAGCACCUUUAUGUCAGAGAUGUGCUUAUUUAACUGGGAAAAUGCAAGUCAUAUUGUUUGACAGUUACUUGCUUUAAAAAAACAAGGAGACUAUCCUCAUUUUUUGGGACUUUUUUCCACUUGACCAUCUUUUUGUCCUGUCUGGGGACUGAAGCUUCAGAAUGCCAUCUCGAGAGUCCUUUGAUGUUCAAAAGAAAGAAAAGCAUCUGGUACAAAAGGCCAAGCAAGAGGCAAAUCAGGAGGACAUUCUGGCAGCGGCUCUGGGAAUGAGGAUGGGGCCACAGAAACCUUCAGCCACUUUUUGGCAACCACUCAAACUGUUAGCCUACUCGCAGCUCACAUCACUGGUUCGCAGAGCCACGCUGAAGGAGGUCGAUCGGACGCCCAGGUCUGACAAAGUCCACAACUUUAAGGUCCACAGCUUCCGGGGACCUCAGUGGUGCGAGCACUGUGCCAGAUUUAUGUGGGGACUCAUGGCUCAGGGGGUCAAAUGUGCAGACUGUGGUAUGAAUGUUCACAAAGAGUGCUCGGCUCUGGUGCCCGACGACUGCAAGCCCGACCUGAGACACAUCCGUAAGGUCUACAGCUGCGACCUCACGACCCUGGUGAAGGCCUAUAACACAGCCCGACCCAUGGUGGUGGACAUGUGCAUACGAGAAAUUGAAUCCAGAGGACUGAUGUCCGAGGGCCUCUACAGGAUAUCUGGAUUCAGUGAUUCAGUAGAAGAAGUCAAGAUGGGGUUUGAUAAAGAUGGCGAGAAGACAGACAUCUCAGUGAACGCCUAUGAAGACAUCAACAUCAUCACCAGUGCGCUGAAGCUGUACCUCAGGGAUUUGCCUGUUCCUGUAAUCUCCUAUGAUGCUUACCCCAGGUUCAUCGAGGCCACAAAGCUCACAGAUCCGGAGAAGAAGCUGGAAACUUUCCGGGAGGCUCUCGCUCUGCUGCCACCAUCACACAAGGAAACUCUCAAGUACCUCAUGGCCCAUUUAAAAAGGGUCACACAGAAUGAGAAAUUCAACUUGAUGAGCGCAGAGAACCUCGGCAUUGUCUUUGGGCCCACCCUCAUGCGUGCGCCCAACCAGGAUGCCAUGGCGGCCCUGAACGACAUCCGCCACCAGAGGCAGGUGGUGGAGGUGCUCAUUAAAAAAGAAGACCUGCUCUUUUAAGCUCUGAUCAGGUCUUUUGUGAGAACAUUUUCCAACUGUUUUUUUUUGUGUAAAGAUUGUUUUGUAUUAUAAUGAUGGACACUUUUUUAAAUGCUUGCAUCUGGACUAACAUCUGUUCUGGGUGCAGAUGAUGCACCUUACACCUAUUUCCUGACUCCCCAUUUUUGUCGGGGCUUUUUUAGAAGGCCAGCAUGCAUGGUGCAAGGUCUCUUUUGAUUUGUUGUAACUUAUCACGUGUUAUGAUUGUGAUUUUAUUUUAGUCUGUCCUGUAGUUAGUAAGUAUCGUCCACAUUCCUUUCUUUCUGCCUGCUCUGCAGUUAUUUCUGUGAAACUUUGUACAUCUGGAUAUAUAAACAAGCUACUAAAUUUUCUUAGGUGAUUUUUUUAUGAUGCUGUAUUUUUUUACCUCCUUGAUUGUUUGUAGGUGAUCCACAGUUUUUAGUUGAAUCUACUUUCCGUAUGUAAACACUGUUGCAUUUGUAUUGUGCUAUGAAACAGCAUUAUUUGUGAAAUUAAUUUUGUACUGUAAUGUUUUUCUAUACAACCUGUGCAUGAUCAAUUUAAUUUAUUAAAACCCUACUUUGACGAA
Molecule: messenger RNA, 1987 nt
Organism: Girardinichthys multiradiatus
Lineage: Eukaryota; Metazoa; Chordata; Actinopteri; Cyprinodontiformes; Goodeidae
Gene: chn1
Product: chimerin 1
Exons: 7
Coding region: 394-1398 (334 amino acids)
Biological process (GO): regulation of GTPase activity; signal transduction
Molecular function (GO): GTPase activator activity
Source: RefSeq, a predicted model, not a curated record